Molecule: messenger RNA, 7813 nt
Organism: Poecilia latipinna (sailfin molly)
Lineage: Eukaryota; Metazoa; Chordata; Actinopteri; Cyprinodontiformes; Poeciliidae
Product: protein turtle homolog A-like
Exons: 21
Coding region: 489-5111 (1540 amino acids)
Biological process (GO): cell-cell adhesion
Molecular function (GO): protein binding
Source: RefSeq, a predicted model, not a curated record
CCCAACAGUUUGGCCUCCCGCAGGUAAAGGGCGCCCUCUGGUGGCUGCAGCUGAGACGGACGUCAUCAGGGGAUUGGAAAUGGAAAACGUGUCAGCUUUAACAAACAAACCCUGGAUUUAAAAUUCAGGAGCUUCCAGAGUUGGGAUGUGCUCUCUGGUCACGAUGAUGAUGAUGAUGAUGAGUUGGGCUGAACAAGGAAGCAGCAGCAGCGGUGGGAGGGACGGAGAGGUAAGAGGAGAGGCGUCACCUGUACGUGAAACGAACACCUGUUGCCCGGUGGGCUCUUAAAGACGCACAAGAAAAGGUUCGUGUUACACCUGGGGAUCCUGGUGGUUUUUGUCGCUUAAAGGAACAAAACCUCCAUUCUACUCGGUUUCAAACUGUCGCUUCAGUUGGACUGGAGGGAACGUGUAGAGGAUUUAUUUUUAAAGGGAAUCCACCAGCGAACCACAGGCUGAACAUGCUGCAGGUUGUUUGACUGACAGAUAUGGGGUCAGGAAGAUCACACUGGCAGACUUUCGCUGCAGUUGUACUCAUUUGCCACUUUUUGACCACUGAUGGUGGGAAGUCAGAGGUCCGUGGAAAGGUUGGAGGCUCGGUGGAUCUGGAGUGCAGUUUUCCACCAGCAGGGCGGCAGUCUGGGUCAUCUGCAACCCAACAUGUGGUGGAAUGGGUGCGGCAAGGCGUAGACAUUCCUGUCCUGAUGAAAUUUGGAUCCUACACACCCCGAGUCCAUCCACAUUUUGAAGGGCGGGCGUCUCUGCUCAGCAGCGCCACCCUGAGGCUGGAGCGCCUGCAGCUGGAGGACCAGGGUUUCUACAGCUGCCGGAUAUUUCAGCUGGACAAACUGGAGGAGGAAGAGCAGAGCAGCGACUGGACUCGGCUUUCUGUGACCGCCCCGCCCACUUUCACCAAAGCCCCGCCCCCUGUGGUCCAGGCCCUGGUGGGAAGUCCCCUGUCUCUUGACUGCGUUGCUAUUGGCAACCCUACGCCAACCAUCACCUGGCUAAAAGACGGCAGCGCCGUUCCCAGUGCAAACCUUCAGGGAGGAGCGCUGUCUCUGCCGGCGGUGACCGCGCAGGCGGCCGGGCUGUACGCCUGCCACGCCUCCAACGCCGAGGGAAACGCCAGCCGCGUGGCGAGGCUGGAGAUCAAAGGUCCGCCUGUCAUCAUGGUUCCUCCUAAAGACGCAACCCUCAACAUGUCCCAGAAUGCACUGCUGCAGUGCCAGGCGGUGGCCGACCCUCCCAACAUGACGUAUGUGUGGCAGAAAGCCGGAGAAAACGUCCAUCAUAUCGAGUCUCUGAAGUCGCGCGUGAGGAUCCUGGUUGAUGGAACGCUGCAGAUCGUCCGUUUACGGCCAGAAGACUCUGGGAACUUCACCUGCGUACCGACCAACGGGCUGCUGACCCCGCCCACCGCCUCCGCCAUCUUAACUGUGAUGCACCCAGCCAAGGCGCUCCAAAUGCCCGAGGAGACAUACCUUCCCACAGGUAUGGGCGGCGGGAUCCGAUGCCCGGCGGCAGCUCAGCCUCCGCUGCUCCGUGUGGAUUGGAUGAAAGACGGACAGCCUCUGGAUCUGUCUCUGUAUCCAGGAUGGACUCUGAAAGCCGACGGCUCUUUGGCGAUGGCGACUGUCAAUGAGGACGCAGCGGGCAGCUACAGCUGUACGCCAUACAACAGCUACGGCACCAUGGGGCCGUCUGGACCCAUCAGGGUGGUUCUGCAGGACCCCCCGUCUUUCAGCAUCACUCCAGCCCAGGAAUACAGGCGGGACGCUGGCAGGACGCUGCUCAUCCCCUGUCAAGGAAACGCAGCCGCAGCAGCCACCUGGAGCAAGGUUGACCCGGUUCGUUCUGUUUCUUACUCCAUUGAACCCAACGGCUCCUUGCUGCUGCAGCCUCUUCUGAAGGACCACCAGGGGGAGUGGGAGUGCAGCGUCUCCAACCGCGCUGCAUCCAUAGAGACCCGCACACGAGUCUUUGUCCUGGGAACCAGUCCCCACGCUGCCGCCGCGCUGGCCGUCUCUCCUGGGCCGAGCCGGGCCAACCUGUCCUGGGAGGCCGGCUUCGACGGGGGAUCAGCACAGACGUUUUCAGUCUGGGUGAAGAGGAUUUCGGCGAGCGGUGGCGACGGAAGGCAGGAAUGGUUCUCCGUACCCGUUCCCUCCUCAUCCGGUACCAGCCUGCAGGUUUCGGGCCUUUCUCCCGCCACCGACUACCAGUUCAGCGUCUUGUCUCAGAAUAAGUUUGGCACAGGGCCUUUCAGCGAGAUCGUAAUUGCACGCACUUUGGAUUCUCCAGAGAGGAGCGUCAGACCGAAGCCCCCCGCCUCGCUGUCAGCUAAUCAGAGCUCAGCAGGUGUCAUCCUGCAGUGGGCCCUCCCUGACGCCCAGCAGCCGCCCAUCACAGGCUUCGUCCUCCAGUCCCGCUCUGCCGCCGCCGCCGCAGCAGAGGACUGGUUUAAUCUGGAGGAGAACAUCAACGCCAGCAGCAGCCACUUCCUGGUCAGGGGUCUGCAGAAGGACCGUGUGUACGAGCUGCGGAUGCUUUCUCGUCGGGGGGAGCUGCUGAGCGAGCCCGGUCCAUCAGUCAACGUCUCCACCGCAGUGACGGAGAGCUUCGCGGCUACGUCUACGUUUGUCCCGGAGCCGUUGCUAGCCGGUGUGCUAGCCGGGAUCGGCUUCAUGUUUCUGGCGCUGGUCUUGUUGCUCGGUUCUGCCUGCUUGGUCAGCCGCAGGAGGGACCGUCGCCGCAGGAAGACGGAGAACGAACCCCUUCCUGCCAUCUAUAAGUGCUCCCCAUCAAUUAAGACUUCAGGCUCCAGUAGUCCAGACAGUCUGUUGAAGAAAAGCCUCCUCCCAGCCAGCUCCCACUACCCCACAAUCUCUUCUACCACUUCCUCCUCUCAGACGGACUGCUCCAAUUUGAGCACAGAGAAUAGGCGCAGGACUCUAGAGCCAACCUACAGCAGAGGCCGCCUUACCAAGACAACUUCUUUAAUUUCUCCCUCCAUUGAGUUGAUCUCUAGAGGUCCAGAUGGCCGGUUUGCAGUCGGUGACUAUGACACAUUAAGUGUUAACAGCAGAACAAUUUCCAGAGCCAAAAGAUCUGUGUCACUCCACUUGGAAAAGGAGGACAAGAAAGACCUGCCGUGUGUGCUUUCUGUUGACGUUCCUCCGUUUAAACUGGAGGGUGAUUCAAGUCAAAUGCGCAGCUUGGGUCAACUCCCGCCACUUCAGGAAAACUACAUUGUUUCGCCUGAUCAGAACAGCUUGUACUCAAACACCAGUUUUUGCACCAUGCCUUGUCUCAGCAGAAAUACUGGACUGCCUCCAGUAUUUCCCGUCCUCCCACAUCUCCGAGCCAGCAUCGGUCAGCCUUCAACAACAGCGAGCAGCUUGGUUCUCCAAAUGGAACAUGAACGUGAGAAAGGGAACCUUAGUCGGUGUCUGAGGCUGGCACAGGAGAGAGAAGAAAUGGAAAGGGAGCUUCGGUUGUACACACUAGAUAGAAACUCCAUGACAGUCAAGACAGAGCAAAGAGAAACAAGCAAUGGGGACGAAAGUGUUGAGAGUCUUAUGUGGGAAUACAAAAGCAGGACCUUGCCAAACAUUUAUCGUCACGUUGGUAAGGAGAGAUCUAGAUACCUUACAUCGUCCUCAAUCAACUGGGAAGCCCAUCCUUAUGACUCAAGUUCAACUUUGAAUCCAAUCAGAGAUCAUUUGAAUACAUCUCCCCCUUCCAUUCCUUCUUUUUCUCCCUAUUUUCUUGAGUCAUUUAAUAAGAAACCCAAUGGUGUCCGCCACUCUUUUGUUGACACCUCAACUCUCCCUCACCAGAGGUGUCGAGUAGAUCCAUCACAAGGCUACGAUAGUCCAAGACGAUUCUCAUCCUUUGACCCCCAAAUAAGUCACUCAUUCCACAAUCCACAAAAAGAAAACAUUCUCAGUAAUGGCACAAUGUUUCACAGCAACAGAAACACUCCAGAUACAGUAAGAGACUCUACAAGAUUGGACGAAAUGCUCAGUGAACCAUUUGGUUCAGUUGGCAAAGAGUCGUAUGUCGAGAUGAGCGUAGACGAGCCGGAGUACGAGUUGCCCACGUUGCAACCUGCGAAGCCCAUGUUACACCACAGGAUUGCCUCUCAUGUUCAACAUGGCUGCUCGCUGUCUCAGAGAAGCAGGCAUGAAGACAUGAGAAGAAGCACAAGCUUCAAUUGCAGCAGGAAUGCUUCUGUCAGCAGCUUUGACAUGGCCCAUCACGGUCAGCAAACCUCAGGACCAGAACACUGGAGAGCUAGGACCCGAGGUUCCAAAACCUUGGACCGCAGUCAGAGAAGUCAGAGUCUGGACUUGAGGAGACAGAAGAAGAGUACCUUUCUCACACCAUCCGCAUGGGUAGAGUCACUCAGCCAAGAGGACUGUUCGGUUGAAUUGUCUCAUACAAGUACCAAAACUGAGCAACAGUUCUCAACUGCUGCGGGUCCAACUCGCAGUCCAAAUCCUGAUGUGCCCCAUUACCGCCAACCUAGCCCCUCAGCUGACACUGCCAAUCAUCCAACUCCCAAUCAGGACACAAUGAAGGAAUCGGGUUAUAUUGUCAGCCUGAAGGAGGUUUCCACAUACUUGCCGCCCAUCAGCAACGACUUGGAGGCAGUGGAGGUGGACUCGGGAGGCUACGAGGAAGUGGCAGACUCUGGUGGCAGCUACAGCAGCUACGCUAGCAGCGGCCGCGGCAGCAUGGAGACUGCUAAUGGGCAUAUGCCCUUGUCUCACCUGUCCCCAACGCUGACAGACUCACCUGUGACUGCAGAGGACUCUCAGGGGGGAUCAGAGCACAAGGAAGGUGGACAAACAGAAGCAAAACGAAGGAGGCAGUGUUCGGUAGAUGAGAAUUAUGAAUGGGAUGCUGGUGACGUCUGCUCACGGCCUGGAGAAGAAGAUGGCAUUCUCCCACCACCGAACCCACAGAAGCCUGCUGCCAACCGGAGCCGUCCCAGCAUGCCGCGCUGCGAGAAAGCACAGAAACGUUCCCCAGCGUUCGCGUCGCUGCCGGGGCAUCAAAGCAGGCGCUCUGCUGAGCCAGAACCAGACGCCGUGCUGUUCUGACAGCGCCGCCGCUCGCCUCAUCUCACCUGGCGCUCCGGGUGACAAAAGCUCACGCUGGAGAAAGUGAGCUCUUCUGUGAUCAACCUCAUUCUUUUUUUAUUUAAUUUUAUUCCAAGAGUGGAUAAAAGAUGACCAAAGACGAGAGCUUUUUUUGGCAGGUUUGGUCUUUUUUAGCACAGAAAUUCACAUUUUAUCUAAUUAUGCUUAGCAUUUACCACAAAGAUUACAAAUCCUUUUGUUUAUUUUGCUAACUGUGGAUGAAUCAUCUAGUAGGAUUUAGACAAACUCUCAUGCUGUGAGAUUCAGCAAUAUGCACUGAAACAAAGAAAAUACUUUUUUUUUCCCAGCUAGUAUUGAUUUGCUCACUAGGGAGAACGAAUAGAGCAUUAAAAUGUAAUUUCUUGUUCUUAAAUAUGGGAGAAUAUAAAUAACAUGAGGCAGUAGCUGCGUUUCCGUUACAAAUGUAUGCAAAACUUUGUCAAAACUCCACAAAAUGUGGAAUACGCUACCACAAAUGUUUUUUUUUAGCUAAAAUCUUGUCUUCCCUGUGUAUUGAACCUAUGUGUACAAUAAUAUUAAACAAACUACAUGGCAAUAGCGCCCAAUAAGCAGCUAGCAGCUGUUAGCAGCAGUUAGCAUGUGUAAAAUUAAACAUAGCUAAAAUGUACAACAUUAUUAACAGUUAAAAACGUAAACAAAACACAGCAAAAUUACUUAUGAAACACUGUAUAAUACUACAUUUGUCUAAAAUAUGUGUUCAAAUAUACCUUGAAAGAAAACCCAGAGCUGAUCCUAAAACGUACAACGGUUACCGACGGCAACAGAAACGGGGCAGAAGUGUCGGUUACCGGUUACUAUGGUAACCACCAACUGCCAAGAGCAGCGUAACACAAUUUAAAACACAAUAAAUGUCUGGAGAAAAUAACUUGAGUCCUUUUUGCACUGCACAGCCAGACCUGGGUCGACCCGGGCCGGUCCAGGUUAAAAGCAGGGUUGAUCGUUUUUGCAUUAGCACUUCCAGCCCGGUACCACCCGGCUCCCUGGAACCCCGAGAGCUGCGGUGCCAAUCAGGCCAGCCAGAUCGGGUCGGUUUGGAGUUGGCUGUUGAUUGGUUCACUGGCUGUGGGGGCGGGACAAAGACCAGAUCGCUGGAUCAGAGAAGCACUAGACUUUCUCGAUGGCUGUCAUUUCAUUAUGCUGCAUCUAUAAAUUCCUGUCAUAAUCUAUUCUUACCCUACACUGGGGUUACAUUCGCCUCUUCAGCCAAAGGUUUUAAUGGUAAAUGUAAAUAACAUUUCUCCAAAUGAACCAAUCAGAAGUCGUUUAGGCUGUAAACGAGGCGUCGCUCCAGCCGGGAAAUCCCGCCUGCUGCAGCGGUAGUUCAGCUGGCCGCGAGUCCAGCUCAAUGCAAAACGACCAGGGCCAGAGCACCAAUGGGACCGGGUCGAACCGAGCCGGGCCGGGCCCUGCAGUGCAAAAUGGACUUUACUGAACUUACUAAACAAAAUGAAUUCAAAGUAUAAAUCAACACAUUUUGACACACUUUACAUCUAUCACAUUACACGCUAAUUAGUGUUAGCUUUUCUGUAAAUCAACUCUAAAUUAUUCAGGGAAAAUUUCAGAAAUAUUUGGCAAUGCAGUCGAGUCCCAGUGCUACUUGACACACUGUUGGCUAUAGCAUUUACAAACCAGCCAAUCAGGGAGCGGCAUUUAUUUUCUUCACCUAUAAUUGGCUUAUAAAAAAGGAAGUAGUAACGGUGCUAAAACAGUUUCCACUGAGCAUGUUAAAGCACAUUAAGUAUAUUUGGUGUUCGAACUACUGAACAGGCAGGUAUAAGCAUUUUACAGGAGGUUUGAAGUAUUCGUGGGCUCUGUAUGGUGGUAUGAGCUGAAUGCGUCAUCCAGGAAUAAAUCAGAAUAAUUUUAUCUGUUUUCAGGUUUUGGUUUGAAUGAUUUCAUAAAACUGGUUAAAAAAAGUUUUUUCUUUUCUCUCUAAUUAAUUUUAAUCAACUCACCGGGUUUCCUAUUUGUCUAACCGUUUUUUGGUUUUAUCGCCUGUGAUUUAUUGUUGAUAUAUUAAAAGAUGUGAAUAUUUUUUUAAUAAAAGGAUAAAUCAAGUCCAAAAACUAAUUAACUAUACAUGAAUCCUCAUGAGUUUCUGAUUCAUCUGCAGAGGCAAGAAUCAAUUUGCGUAAAAUUUAAUUAAUCGAGAAUAUUGUAGUGUUUAAAAAAACGUCAAGCUUUUAUUGUAAUUAUAAGGUUUAGACGUGUAAGAGGUGUAAUCCUUUACACAGAGGAUUAAUUAUGCUUUUUAUUCAUUUUAUUUCCUUCUGUUAGGUUUUCAUGACAUCUAAGAAAUUGAAAAGAAAUAUAGAAUAAAGAUGUAUUUUUUGCAAGAGAUGUUAAAUUUAUGACAGUUUCUUUUUAGAAAGAGAUACUCAAUUGAUUGAAUGUUACAGGUUUUAUUUUCAGGAAAUAUAUUGUCAUUUUCUAAGAGUUCUGGAUAAGAAAAACCUCAAAAGGAAUUUAAAACUGUAAAUUCAGCAUUUUAAUUUGGUAGAAAAGACAAAUUUGUUGUAAAUAGAUGGCUUUAAAGUAUGAAACAAUGGCUGCCACUUUGUAGGUUGGAGAUCUGAGCCGACUUUUAUGCUUUUAAAUCAAAGUUGCUGUAUGUUUGUUAAAAAUUAAAGUAUGUUUUUAUA